AUGAGAUUUACUAGAGGAUUAACAGCCUCAUCGUCUUUAAGGGCGAAAGCUAUUGGAAAGUUGACCAAAUUUUCCACUGAUACUUUAGAUGAGCAACGUGACGAUGGAACAACGCUAGAUUUAAUAACUCGUACUCUGCCUAUCUUCUACUCUACGAACACAUCGAAAAUAUACACCAUGCCACUCACACUGAGUGAAUGGGAAGUGUUAACUUCACUUUGUACUGCCAUCCCUACUUCAUUUGAUUUGGUGGAAAAGAUGAUUAAAGAAAUCAUUGAGCCCUACUUUCUGGAAUCUCCAAGACAAAGAAUUUCGGACGUUCUGUCCUCAAGGUUCAAAUUGAAAGAGCUAAGAAAUCCGAUCGAGCUACUGACUUUCCAAUUGACAAAGUUUAUGAUUCACGCGUGUGAAAAAUAUCCUAUUCUUUAUGAAACUAUAAGCGGUAUCAUAUCAGUCUAUUUUGAGCGCGUAUUAGAAGUCUUUACUGUAAAGCAAUCAGGAUUACUAUCGUUGAUUGGUUUCAUUAACGCGUUCAUUCGCUUUCCCGAUUCUGCGGAACUAACUAAAUUCGCUUGGAGAAAGUUAGCAAAGCUUGUAUUUCAUGGACCAUUUUUAAGUGAAGUUGAGGCAAUCUUGAAUUCCUCAACAGCAUUUACGAAUGAUUCAAUCGUCCAGUACUAUGAUGCCGGAAAUGAGCUAUCCGGCGCGUAUAUAUUAGAAUUGGUAUCUCGCUUACAAAUUUCCUUAAUAUCUCACCUGCUACAUACUCCAGAUAUCAAUGGUAAUCUAGAUGAAUUCCUGUUAAAGCAGCAACAUCAAUUUUAUAAGUUUGAUCAGGAAGCUGCUGAUAUUGGCACCGACACCAAGAGUAUCGAUGAGUUUUUCUUUAACAUCAGAUGUAACAAAGAAUUUUUUGUAGAUGUGUGCAACCUAUCCUUAAAGUUUUGCUCUGAGUCUCAUAUUCUCGACUUAUCUACUGAUAAUCGAGCAAAGUUCUCCUUUGAUACGCGGGCCCACUACUUACAAACCCUGUGUCUAAUCCCAUUUAUCGAAGAUACAGAAAGCGAGAUGUUUGAAAGUUUCACAAAAAUUGUUUCGGAAUCCGUUGAUAAAUUCUUCCUGUCUGAUGUUGUUACACCAUUAUUGACAAAAGCGAUUGUAACUUCUGCCUCACUACUGAAUUUUUUUACGGAAAAAUUAUCGCUAACUCUAAUUCGUAUGUUUCCGUUACUAGUUGCAUCCCCUCACAUCACCACCAGUACGGUUAAAGAUGUUGCAAAAAUAUUUACUACAGGGUUAUACCCUCUAAAUGAAGAUGCGAUUGUGAGUACAAUCUAUUCUAUGAACAACUUAUUAGCCGUUUCUGAAGAUGGAUCUCCAGCUCCAGUGCUUCGCGAGCGUCAGUUAACAAUAACAUCAGGCAAAAACAUUGAGAGAGACUACUUACCUUUGAGAAAUUCGUUCCCUAGUUUGAAUGGCACCAGUGCCCCCCUUGGGAAUGCAACUGUAGGUCAAAUAUCCUCACACGAUGCCAACAGCGGAACCACUAUGACGUACCACGCCUCUUUAAUCUCUAAUUGCGUGGCUGCAACGACAACAAUUGCGUCGUAUUAUAACACUCAAAGCAUAACAGCAUUGACUAUUUCCAUUCUCACUCAGAAAGUUAAUGCUAUGUCUAAGGAGUUUGAUAGUGUUAUCCUAGAUUCUUUGGCAAGAUUGGCUCCCAAUACAUCAGUGACUGAAUUUUCCCUUCUUCUAAAAUUUUUCAAAUCGAGAACUGUUUUUGCCGCCAAAAAUAACGAUAGUGCGUUAUUGGAAAAUAUUAUCAAUGCAAAGUCUGCAAUAUCCAAGGAAUUAUUGACUAAUCAUUUUUCAAGUGACCUAUAUUUCAUAUAUCUUCACGAUCUAUUGGAUUCAAUUAUUUCUAGUGGGGAAGUAGAACGAUUGGAACAUCACAGGCCGCAAACAGAAAUUUCUCGUGUGGCUGACCAAAUAGCUACUUAUCUAAAGCCACUUGCUGCGCUCUUACCUGAUCCAGGUAACAAUCCUAUAGACAUCAGCAAAGAUGAAGCCAGUACAAAUAAAUUUAGGAAUGCAUGGUUCAAUUUUGUUAUUCAUGGAUACCACUUGAACGCACCCAUUGUCAAAGAAAAUUUUUCUGCGUUAUUAACCAUUGCCUCCAAUUCACCGCCUUUAGCUUCUGAAUUCCCUGCCAAUAACAAAGAACUUUCUUUGGAAAUGAACACAAUCUUGCGUCGUGGUUCCUCCAAUGAAAACAUCAAACAACAAAAGCAACAGAUAACUGAGUAUUUCAAUACAAAUAUCGUUCAGUACAGGACCACCUCGUCGUCCAAAAUCAUGUUUUUGGCAGCCGCAGCUCUUUUAGAGACAAUAAGGUGUGAAGCAGGUGAUUGCUCAAAAACAUUACUGUAUUUUUCCGAUGCUUCUAUCCUUUCCGGUUCAAUCGAAAAAUGUAUAGCAGUUUUAUCGGUUUCUAUGAUCAGAAAAUAUGCCAAGUUAAUUCAAAGGGGAAAUGAUGCCAUAUUCAACUCCAAAAUGAUUGCUCAACAACUUAAUAACUUGUUACUUUGCCUUUCCCAUAGGGAGCCAACUUUGCAAGAUGCUGCUUUUCACGCUUGUGAAAUAUUUAUCAGAUCCAUCCCAUCAUCGUUAUGUCAUCACCUAUCUCUUUACACUUUGCUGGAUAUGUUGACCGCCUUAUUUGAUAGUAUCUUAGAUUCGGAGUCCAAUAAAUUCGAGCCACGUUAUGAGUUUAAACUAAAACAUUCUCGAACAAAAAUCUUGAUCCCGAGUUCAGCGUCAUGGCGUACUGCAACGUUAUCGAGAUUGCAUAAGUCUGCUAAAGAAUGGGUAAGAAUAGUAUUGAAUAGAAGCAACCAGGAUGCUAAAAUUUUGCUACAAUCAUACAUCUCUGACUUGGGCGAAUACAGCAGAUUAAAUUCUGUUGAAUUUGGUGUCUCGUUUGCGAUGGACAUGGCCGGUUUGAUUUUACCUGCGGAUAAGGAAUUAUCGAGGCUGACCUACUAUGGUCCGGAGAAACCAAACACAAUAUCAGGGUUUAUAUCUUUGCACUCUUGGAGAUCAAAAUAUCUUUUUGAUACUGCUAUAACUUCAUCACCAGAGGAUAUCAAGAGGCAAAUCACUAUUUCUAAAAAAAACAUUAGAAAAAAUCUAAGCUUAGGAAACAAAGUUGUUACUAAAGACGUCACAGACUUUCUCGACAUGUCUACCGCUUUGUUAAUUCUUGGUAAUGGCUCACCUGCAUCUUUGGUAUACGAUAUCGUGCACAUCCCCUUUGAAGUCUUUACUUCUGCCUCUCUUAAGAUUGCUACAAAUGUCUGGUUAACAAUCAUAACCGAAAAGCCCGAAGUUGCACACCUCCUUUUAGUAGAUGUGUGCUAUUGUUGGAUGCGCUCCAUUGAUGACAACAUUGGCCUCUAUUCUCGUGAUCAUGACAUAAAGGGAGAAGAGUACCAAAAAAUGGAAUAUUCUCCCUAUGACAAGGCUGGUAUCAACAGAGACGCAAAAAAUGCAUCUCAAGCUAUGCAACCACAUCUCCACGUUAUUAAAUUCUUUGCUUCCCAUUUCGAAGGAACAUUAUUUCAGAGUGACUUUUUGUUGAAAAUAUUCACAAAGUGUGUGUUAUAUGGUAUUAAAAACUUGUAUAAGGCUUCACUCCAUCCGUUUGCCAGAAUGAUCCGCCAUGAAUUGUUACUCUUUGCAACGCUUGUGCUGAAUGCGAGCUAUAAACAAGGAUCCAAAUACAUUGGUCGCUUAUCGCAAGAGAUCACAAAUGGUGCUUUGAGUUGGUUCAAAAAGCCCGUCGCUUGGCCGUUUGGUUCUAAUGAACUUAAAAUUAAAGCUGACUUAUCUAUUACUAGAGAUCUUUUUGUUCAGCUUAACAAGCUAAGCUCAUUAAUGACGCGCCACUGUGGAAAGGAUUACAAGAUUUUAAACUACUUUUUGGCAAGUGAAAUCCAACAAAUUCAGACAUGGUUGACCCCAAUGGAGAAGAUUGAAGGGGCCAACAGUAACGAGCUCUCGGACGAUAUCGUUGAAUCUACGUUCGCAAACGAUCCAAUUUUAGCAAUAAAUCUUUUGCAGAGAUGCUACAGUAAGAAGGCGGAGGAGGCGCUAGUAAGGUUAGUCGAAAAGCACCCCUUAAUGUGUGUGGGAUCCCCAAGCGCUCUUGACCUAUUCAUAAAAGGAAGUGGUUUAAGCAGUAAGAAGGACUUGCACGCAGCUUUGUAUUGGAUACCAGUCAGUCCAUUGAAAUCCAUCAAUCUUUUCCUUCCUGAGUGGCAAGGUAACCCUUUCAUCUUACAAUUUAGCAUCUAUUCCUUGGAAUCGCAAGACGUGAAUUUAGUAUUUUUCUACGUUCCUCAAAUUGUCCAAUGCCUAAGGUAUGACAAAACUGGAUACGUAGAAAGAUUAAUUUUAGACACUGCAAAGAUAAGUGUGUUAUUCUCACAUCAAAUUAUAUGGAACAUGCUAGCCAACUGUUAUAAAGAUGACGAGGGUAUACAAGAAGAUGAAAUCAAACCGACUCUAGAUCGCAUUCGGGAGCGUAUGGUUUCUACCUUCAGCCAAACCCAUCGCGAAUUUUACGAACGUGAAUUUGAAUUUUUCGAUGAAGUUACUGGUAUAUCUGGUAAGUUGAAGCCUUACUUAAAGAAAAGUAAAGCUGAAAAGAAGCAUAAGAUCGAUGAAGAGAUGAGCACCAUUGAAGUAAAACCCGAUGUUUAUUUGCCCUCCAACCCCGACGGUGUUGUUAUUGACAUUGAUCGGAAAAGUGGUAAGCCACUUCAAUCACACGCAAAGGCACCUUUCAUGGCAACCUUUAAAAUCAAGAAAGAAGUGCAGGAUCCUUUGACCAAGAAAAGCAUGGAAAUUGAAAAAUGGCAAGGAGCAAUUUUCAAAGUUGGUGAUGACUGUAGACAGGAUGUUCUGGCGCUGCAAUUGGUUUCUUUGUUUAGAACCAUAUGGUCCAGCAUUGGAUUGGAUGUCUAUGUUUUCCCUUAUAGAGUCACCGCGACAGCGCCAGGUUGUGGUGUAAUCGACGUGCUACCCAAUUCAGUGUCCCGAGACAUGUUAGGACGUGAAGCCGUUAAUGGAUUAUACGAAUAUUUCACAAGCAAAUUCGGUAACGAAUCUACCAUUGAAUUUCAAAAUGCACGCAACAACUUUGUCAAAUCAUUAGCGGGAUACAGUGUAAUUUCGUAUCUGUUGCAAUUCAAGGACAGACACAACGGUAACAUUAUGUACGACGAUCAAGGCCACUGUCUACACAUUGAUUUCGGGUUUAUCUUUGAUAUUGUCCCGGGUGGCAUCAAGUUCGAGGCAGUCCCAUUCAAACUGACCAAGGAGAUGGUCAAGGUCAUGGGCGGCUCGCCCCAAACACCGGCCUACUUAGACUUCGAAGAGCUGUGUAUUAAAGCAUAUCUGGCGGCACGUCCACACGUGGAAGCCAUCAUCGAGUGCGUUAACCCCAUGCUAGGAAGCGGUCUUCCAUGCUUCAAGGGUCACAAGACGAUCAAGAAUCUAAGAGCAAGGUUCCAGCCUCAAAAAACCGACCACGAAGCGGCGCUAUGCAUGAAGACGCUAAUUCGCAAAAGUUAUGAAAGCAUCUUCACCAAGGGUUACGAUGAGUUCCAAAGACUCACAAACGGCAUUCCGUAUUGA
Molecule: messenger RNA, 5703 nt
Organism: Saccharomyces eubayanus
Lineage: Eukaryota; Fungi; Ascomycota; Saccharomycetes; Saccharomycetales; Saccharomycetaceae
Gene: STT4
Product: 1-phosphatidylinositol 4-kinase STT4
Exons: 1
Coding region: 1-5703 (1900 amino acids)
Biological process (GO): phosphatidylinositol-mediated signaling; phosphatidylinositol phosphate biosynthetic process
Cellular component (GO): plasma membrane; cytoplasm
Molecular function (GO): 1-phosphatidylinositol 4-kinase activity
Source: RefSeq, a predicted model, not a curated record